AUGUCUGACAAGCUUACCCGUAUUGCGAUCAUCAACAGUGACAAGAAAUGUCGUCAAGAGUGCAAGAAGUCUUGCCCCGUGGUCCGCACAGGCAAGCUUUGCAUUGAAGUCGAUCCCACUUCUAAGAUCGCCUUUAUCUCCGAGCGCCUGUGCAUUGGUUGUGGUAUCUGCCCCAAGAAGUGCCCAUUCGGAGCCAUUCACAUCAUCAACUUGCCCACCAACCUCGAGACCCAAGUCACCCACCGCUACUCGGCCAACAGCUUCAAGCUUCACCGACUUCCUAUGCCCCGUCCCGGUCAGGUCCUCGGUCUGGUUGGAACAAACGGUAUCGGAAAGAGUACCGCGUUGAAGAUUCUUAGUGGCAAGCUCAAGCCUAACCUCGGUCGUUACGACAACCCUCCUGACUGGGAGGAGAUUCUGAAGUACUUCCGUGGUUCCGAUUUGCAAAACUACUUCACCAAAAUUCUAGAAGACAAUCUGAAGGCGGUUGUGAAGCCUCAAUAUGUCGAUCAGAUUCCCCGUGCGGUGAAGGGACCAAUUCAGCAGGUUCAGGAGCUCAUCUCGGCGCGCGCUGCGCUGGGUAACGAGGAGGAAAUUAUGGACGUCCUCGAGCUGAAACAAGUUGCGCAGCGUGAUAUCGGUCACCUUUCCGGUGGUGAGCUCCAGCGUUUUGCAAUUGGUCUGGUUUGCGUGCAGAAGGCCGAUGUCUACAUGUUCGACGAGCCUUCCUCAUAUCUCGAUGUUAAGCAGCGUCUGGCUGCUGCCCGUACUAUCCGCAGCCUCCUCCGCCCCGACGACUAUGUCAUUGUUGUUGAGCACGAUUUGUCCGUUCUCGAUUACUUGUCCGACUUCAUUUGCGUGUUGUAUGGUCGUCCUGCUGUUUACGGUGUCGUCACUCUGCCUUCUUCCGUCCGUGAGGGUAUCAACAUCUUCUUGGAUGGUCACAUUCCUACCGAGAAUUUGCGAUUCCGUGAGGAAUCUCUCACUUUCCGUCUUGCCGAAGCGGGCGAAGAGUUCAUUGCGGAUAAGGAUCGUGCCUUUGCCUAUCCAUCGAUGGAGAAGACUUUGGGUGACUUCCACCUGAAGGUUGAUGCCGGAAAGUUCACCGACUCCGAAAUUGUUGUCAUGAUGGGUGAGAACGGAACUGGAAAGACCACUUUCUGUAAGAUGCUUGCUGGUGCAUUGAAGCCCGAUGGCCUUAUCUCUGUCCCCAAGAUGAACAUCAGCAUGAAGCCCCAGAAGAUCACUCCCAAGUUCACGGGCACUGUACGCCAACUCUUCUUCAAGCGUAUCAAGACUGCUUUCCUGUCUCCUCAGUUCCAGACCGAUGUCUACAAGCCCCUGAAGAUGGAUGACUUCAUCGACCAGGAGGUUCAGAACCUGUCCGGUGGUGAAUUGCAGCGUGUCGCUAUCGUCUUGGCCCUGGGUAUGCCCGCUGACAUCUACCUGAUUGACGAACCCAGUGCCUACCUUGACUCCGAGCAGCGUAUUGUUGCUGCUCGUGUCAUUAAGCGUUUCAUUAUGCACACCAAGAAGACCGCUUUCAUCGUCGAGCACGAUUUCAUCAUGGCCACCUACCUGGCUGAUCGUGUUAUCGUCUUCGACGGCCAGCCAUCCGUGAAUGCUCGUGCUCAAACUCCCGAGUCUCUGGUCGGUGGUUGCAACCGCUUCUUGAAGAGCUUGGAUGUGACUUUCCGUCGUGACCCCAUCAGUUACCGCCCCCGUAUCAACAAGUACAACAGUCAAAUGGACCAGGAGCAGAAGCUGGCAGGCAACUUCCAAUUGGAAGAUCAUGUGGUUAAUGGGGAUCCCAGGCGUACGCAGAGCCUCGACGGUUCAGGGCAAGGAUACCGUCACCGCGCCGGGCCUUCUUCCGGUGCCGACGACGGUCUCUUGGAUGACGAAGGCGAUGAUGACGAUUUAAAUGGCGACAGUGACCCCGGCUAA
This is a messenger RNA of Penicillium digitatum Pd1, 1947 nucleotides long. Lineage: Eukaryota; Fungi; Ascomycota; Eurotiomycetes; Eurotiales; Aspergillaceae. The record is from RefSeq and is a predicted model, not a curated record.